ACAUUGCACACUGAGAGACAUGAAGUGUAUCACGUGACCAGACAUUGCACACUGAGAGACAUGAAGUGUAUCACGUGACCAGACAUUGCAUACUGAGAGACAUGAAGUGUAUCACGUGACACAGUGCACACUGAGAGACGUGAAGUGUAUCACGUGACACACAGUGCACACUGAGAGACAUGAAGUGUAUCACGUGACACAGUGCACACUGAGAGACGUGAAGUGUAUCACGUGACACACAGUGCACACUGAGAGACGUAAUGUGCUUGAUGUGUUGUGAAAAGCCCCUGUUCAGAUAUGAUGUCAGUACACUGUAAGAAGACACCCGUCAUGGCUGUUGAGACACGUUGUCAGUACACUGUAAGAAGACACCCGUCAUGGCUGUUGAGACACGUUGUCAGUACACUGUAAGAAGACACCCGUCAUGGCUGUUGAGACACGUUGUCAGUACACUGUAAGAAGACACCCGUCAUGGCUGUUGAGACACGUUGUCAGUACACUGUAAGAAGACACCCGUCAUGGCUGUUGAGACACGUUGUCAGGACAGUCCGACAAGACCCUCUGUUCAAACAUGUAGCCUUCCAGUUGUGUCCUCGAGGGCCUAAGAAGAAGCUUCUACUCGCCCUGUUGGUAGUGUGUGCCCUAUCACCAGUCCUCAAGUACGUCAACGUCGUCUCCAAUGUUGUCUCCAACGUCAUCAGCCCUUGGAGGAAUAUUGCAUUCCUGGAGGAAAUGCCAGAUUUUCGAGAAGAUACCUCCCAAACAAAGACAACUGGUUCAAAACAACUUUGUCCAAAGAAGGCGCCCAAUCUCGUUGGUGUUUCUUCCAUAAACGAGAGUCUGGUCACGCUGGAAGGACUUAUCGGAAAGUAUAUCUCGAGUCGACCAGGCGGUCACUUCAAGCCCCCAGAGUGUGUGUCUCGAACUAAGACAGCUGUCAUUGUGGCAUACAGGAACAGACAACGCCACCUUGUGGUGCUCCUCAAUCACCUCAUCCCCUUCCUAGUCCGUCAGCAGGCAGACUUCGCCAUAUUUGUUGUAGAGCCGCUGCCCAACGUGACGUUUAACAGAGCCCUCCUGAUGAACAUCGGCUUUGUGGAGGCUCUCAAGACUUACAACUUUACCUGCUUUAUCUUCCACGAUGUGGAUCUCUUGCCGGUGACAGACCACAACCUCUACCGAUGUGGUGCCACGCCCAGACACAUGGCUGUGUCCAACAGCAAACUUGACAAUAUAUCGUUUCACGAAUAUGCCGGAGGAGUUGUUGCCGUGUCACGUGACGUGUAUCAACAUGUAAAUGGCCACUCAAAUCUAUACUUCGGUUGGGGAGGAGAAGAUGAUGACUUGUUAUAUAGGUUACAGUGGAAGCACCACCCUAUGUCCCGCUACCCUCCUGCGAUUGGACGAUACAUCGCUUUGAACCACGCCGACGAUAUAGGCAACCCAGUGAGCGACAUACGGCUCGCGCUACUCGAGACGGCGGAAAAACGCAUGGCAGAGGAUGGGCUGACGUCACUGAAAUACAAGAUUAUUCACCGGAAAUAUAAACCAUUCUAUACCUGGAUUCAAGUGGAUAUAGAUAUGAACUAUUAUAGUUCAAUGGUAUCCAAGUGGCAACAGUAGCAACACUGACGAUCAGGAAGAAGCAUAUGUACAUAUAUAAACUCUCUGUUCAUAUAUGCUGCGAUAACUCCAGCCGUGGACGCCAGCUCGGAUACCACAAGUGAGCGCCCUUGACACCAGUCACAUGGCAUUGGAACUCUUCCAUCUAUGAACUGAAAUAUUCUCAUACUCAGCACUUGAAUUCCAUCAAUGAUCUGUAUACUAUAAACAGACACCAUAUGGUAUCUGUAUAUACCAGUGCAUUCGGAACAGCGAACUCUAAGUGCAUUGGGAAAGAUGGAUUCUCAAUAACUGUACACCAUGCUAGAGUACCGGGACACGUGGGUGCUGGACAACAGACGAGCUGCCAUCAGCCAGAUGACCACCACGGAGGCCGCCUGUGUCAUUAACUCAACGGAUAUGUCCGACUUCUGAGAUGAACUCCACAAACGCGGCGAUCAGACAAGACUGACGUCACCUUGUAGGACAACUGUUAACUUAUUGUUCUACUUGUGUAGCAGGACUGCGUCCGACGAGCACAGACCACAGACGCUACUGUGUUCUUCGAUGGCCAAUUUUUAUUUCCAGACAGCUUGAAUGUGAACAAAACAACCUGAAACAAUCGGGCCUACAAUAUAACACAUAUAAAACAAUAUACACGUGCACGUAUUAUAAACACAGAUAGACACAUGUAAUACGAUAAGAGACAGGACGUAAAGUUGUUGAGAAUGCACUGGUUAAUAAAUUACAAAUAAACAGUACAUCAAUGACAUGUAAACGACAUGUAAACCUACCAGGUGUGUGGGCCUGGGUUGAUAUCACACCUGGGGACGAUACCGCGCUAGGUUUCUGCACAGUAGUGCAAAACUCGUCAGCAGAGGAAAUAACAUUACUGAUAUACAGUACACGCAGACAUGCCAAUAAGAAUAAAUGUUUUCUAUCAUA
Molecule: messenger RNA, 2547 nt
Organism: Haliotis rufescens (red abalone)
Lineage: Eukaryota; Metazoa; Mollusca; Gastropoda; Lepetellida; Haliotidae
Product: beta-1,4-galactosyltransferase 4-like
Exons: 8
Coding region: 472-1623 (383 amino acids)
Biological process (GO): glycosphingolipid biosynthetic process; carbohydrate metabolic process
Molecular function (GO): N-acetyl-beta-glucosaminyl-derivative 4-beta-N-acetylgalactosaminyltransferase activity
Source: RefSeq, a predicted model, not a curated record